AGAGAACAAGAGAGGAAGGACGAAUCACACGCGCCCCUCUUCUCUCUCUCUCUCUCUAUCUUGGAUUUCUCUCUCCCCUGUUUGUUUGUGUUGAUCUGCAGCAGAGAAUUUGAUUUUGAUUUUGAUUUUGAUUGGCCGAUGAGUUUUGUUGCAUGCGACAAUUGGGUGCAUUUUCCUGUGAAUGGAAAGCUUUAGAAAAGCAUACGGGGCUCUCAAGGACUCCACCAAGGUUGGCCUAGCUAAGGUCAAUAGCGAAUUCAAGGAAUUGGAUAUUGCAAUUGUCAAGGCCACCAACCAUGUCGAACGUCCCCCAAAAGAACGCCAUGUUAGAAAGAUAUUUGCAGCCGUAGCGAUAUCUUGUCCGAGAGCUGAUGUUGGCUAUUGCAUUCAUGCACUUUCCAAGAGAUUAUCAAAGACACACAGCUGGAUUGUGGCCAUAAAGUGUUUGAUAGUUUUCCAUAGGAUACUAAGAGAAGGCGACCCUAGCUUCAGAGAAGAGUUAGCACACUUCUCCAGAAGAGGAAAUUUAUUUCAAAUAUCCAAUUUCAAGGAUGAUUCCGGUCCUGUAGCUUGGGAUUGCUCUGCUUGGGUACGAACAUACGCACUGUUUUUAGAAGAAAGGCUUCAAUGUUUAAGGAACUUGAACUACGAUACGGAGUCCGAUAAAGGGACGAAAUCAGCUUCUGGAGAAUCUAAGAGUAAGCCCCCCCUGGUUAUGAAUGCUGAAGAACUGUUGGAGCAGCUACCUGAGUUGCAACAGCUUCUAUAUCGCCUAGUCUGUUGCCAGCCUGAAGGAGCAGCUCGGCACAAUUUUGUCGUCCAAUAUGCGUUGGCCCUGGUUGUGAAAGAGAGCUUCAAAGUAUAUUGUGCCAUCAACGAUGGGAUUAUUAAUCUGGUGGACACGUUUUUUGAAAUGCCAAAACACGACGCAGUCAGAGCUCUUGACAUCUACAAAAAAGCUGGAAGACAGGCAGAUCAUCUAGCUGAUUUUUAUGGCUUCUGCAGAACUUUGGAACUGGCUCAGACCUUUCAGUUCCCUACGUUGAGACAGCCGCCGCCUUCUUUUCUUGCAACUAUGGAAGAAUAUAUAAAGGAAGCAUCUCAGGCAGGUCCUUCAGGGUCACAAAAAAGACUGGCGUUACCAGGGACAAAAGAAGAACCUAAAAAACCUGAAGAACCAGCUCCAGAAGAAAGCAAAAGACAAGCCAAAGAAGUCGAACACAAGAAAAAGAUGGUUCAAGAGGAACCUGUGUCUAAGAUUAGACAGGAAUCUAUCUCUAGGAUUAAAGCCAAUCCACCAUUAAUCUCUGCUCAAGAACCUGUUGAUCUGCUGGGUUUGGACGAAAUAAACCCGAGAGCCUCACAAAUAGAGGAAAAUAACGCAUUGGCCCUUGCAAUUGUUCAACCUGGCAAUGAAGCACUACCAACUAACAAUGCAUUAAACGAUAUCGGAAAGGUUUCUGGAUGGGAAUUGGCACUAGUCACUACACCAAGCAACACUAACAAUUCCCAAGUAGCAGAAACCAAAAUGGCUGGUGGUUUCAACAAGUCGUUGCUCGACAGUCUGUACGAUGAUGAUUUCAGCAGGAGACAACUACAGCUGCAUAGUGCUGGAUACAGCACAGCCUACGGUAAUGGUUACAACGACCCCUUCGCCAUGACAAACAACGUCGGACCAGCUCAUACAGAUGUUCAUCACAUGGGAAUGAUGUCACAGCAGCAGCAGCAGCAGAUGACUAUGCAUCAACAACACAUGGUCAUGCACCACCACCACCAUCAUCAUCAUCAACAACAUCAUCAGCCACAGCAGUAUAAUAUGAUGAUGAUGAUGACGGCACCCCAUACACAUAGCUCGUACCCAUCAUCAUCGUCGUCGCAGUACACUACUCAACAGCAAAUAAUGCCGCAAAUGGGUGGGUCAUUCAAUCCAUUUGGAGACCCUUUUGGCUAUCCACAAACGACCGCAAUGCCACCACAUGGAAACCAUACGUUACUCUAGACUUGAGGUCAUGUCGUCAAGUUAAUUAAUUGUUCGUUGUUUAUUGGUUCAUAUUCAUUAAUUAUUCUUUCAUUCUUUAUUAAUUAAACAGUGGAGGAGAAUCUCAAAUUGUAACAUAUAUACAAGUUGACAUUAGGCAGAAAUAUUUUCUUGUCUUUGCUGCUUGUUGUGAGAGACUUCCAAGAUGUAAAGCAUUAUAUAAAGGUUUAUGUUAAUAACUAUUUCGUUGACCGGGUGAAUAUCCGUUUGUGUCGGGCACCCGUUUGAAUCGACCUUACAAUGUAAACAUAAUAUAAACUCAAUUCUAUUACAAUGGUCACAAUUCUAUUCAAUUCUUCACCGGAACCCGAGCCAUCGGAGUAUCGCCGGAAGUGGACGAAGAGAGUACUUAUACUCGGAUGAAUGGUCAAGAUGAAAGGGAGAGAAUCAACGGUCAAGAUCGAGUUUUCUCAAUUUGAACCUGUUUGGGC
Erythranthe guttata (spotted monkey flower) is the source of this 2469-nucleotide messenger RNA. Lineage: Eukaryota; Viridiplantae; Streptophyta; Magnoliopsida; Lamiales; Phrymaceae. The record is from RefSeq and is a predicted model, not a curated record.